AUGGAACCGCCCUCAUCGUCUACACGAGGGUUUGGUGACGGAAUUAAGCGACCUUGGUCUCCUCCGGGGCGUCCAACUGUGACUACUUCGGGUUUGUCCCAGCUUACGGCUUCUACUCCUCUGGACCUCAGCCCCCACCCCUCCUCGGUAUCCAAUUCAACACAUUCAUCUCCUUGGAUACAGGAGAUCUCCCUUAACGCCUCUGCUCACCCCCAGUCUCUACCAUACAUGCUGCAGCACCAAGUGCCGCCCAUGCCUCACCCAGGCGAUGCUCCAGGCCAGCACGCUCCUGUAUCUUCAUCCCUGCCCAGCAACGAGUGGGGAAACGUAUUUUCCUCGCCGCUGGAUCCCACUACAUUUGCAGCCCUUGCUGCCUCCGGCGUAUUGGGACCGCCGACCUCGAACUCGAGUAGAUCAAACCGCCUACCGCAUGAUAUGUCAAUCAAUCCUCGAGUUCAACCGCUGAAUACGAAGGAUCUCGGUCGUCCGGCCGUUGGACCAGGUAUUCAACCCUCAUGGUCUAAUACGCCAUCACCGUAUCCACCUGGCCCUUCCUCGUCACAACGGGCGUCUCCCACCCAGUUCCGCCCAGGGUCUGGCAAUGCACCGUAUGCGAAGCGGAAGUCCCCAGUCAGCGCGUUGUCUCAAUAUCCACCUGUCAACCUUCGACAGCCUGGCUCCGCGGUGCCGAUGAGUAUGCCCCCGUAUGAUGGUUCUCGCGUACCGGGUUCCCGUGAUCAUGCUCACGGGAAGCGCAGCUCUUUAAGCCAUACGAUGUCUCCUCCCACCGUCCCAACUUCGAGCGGUCAAAGUGAUCUACCAGUCGGUGCAGUCGACGACGGUCGCUUUGACAGUCUCUCUCCGCAAUUUCCGCCCCAGUCUGGUUCGCUUGAUUUUGCUUCGAAUAUGGCUUUCCCAGGCGAGCGUUAUAGUGUGGCAUUACCGCCGUCUCUGUGGAUGUCACCGGCGUCUUUGCCGUCUCCCGCUUCCAGCUUCCCCGACUCCCCAUAUGAUAUAUCUGCAGCCCAGUUCGGACCAUCACGACAACCGUCAAUACCAGAAUCAGUUGCGCGGUCAACAUCCAACCACACCAAUUAUUCGCUCUACGGCGGAGAAUCUGGCAAGUCUACUGCACCGACGUCAAGUAACAGUCCGAACGCCCGUAUGUUCCCCGAUUUCUUAGAAGACCUUUUCCCAUCGGCCAACUCACCGCUAUCGCCACUGGAGGAGCGAGGCUCCAGCAAGUUUGCGUCUCCGACCCUAUCCGGCUCGCCUGACCUGAAGCCCGUGGAUCUAGCAGCAGCCGAGACCGAUCAUGAGAAGUUAGCCAAGGAGGACCCUUUGGCGACGCAGGUCUGGAAGAUGUAUGCCCGUACGAAGGCAACCCUUCCCCAUGCGCAGAGGAUGGAGAACUUGACAUGGAGGAUGAUGGCGUUGGCAUUGAAGAAGAAGAAGGAGGAUGAGGACAAGGUGAGAGGUGCCAAUCAGAAGCCUUCGUUAGAGGAAGGUCGAUCCAGCGGCGCCGCACAGCCGUCUGCCAAUGGUUCAGCAUCAGGCCAGGAGGAUACUGGAGAGCGAGGGCGGUCCAUCGACAAGGGGAAGGCGAGAGUCCAGGUCGUUGGCUUUGAUGGCACGAACCAGGAUGGCACAGACGAGAACGACGAGGUGCCUAUGGAUUGGCGUGCGAUGAGCAGGUCUCGGUCCCGAGCACCAAUGGAUUGGCGCCCUGCAAGUCGUUCCCGCUCAAGACCGCCAAUGUCAGGUAUUCUGUCUGAUCAACAGAGUCAACUGAGGUUCCCGACGUCUGAAUCGCCUCCGAAGGCAUUUUCGACAUCGCCCAGCAUACCGAUACCUGGUGCCCCCUCUACAUCUUUAGGUCGCCGGAGUCCGCUUUCAUCCUUGCCAGGCCAACCAGGGUUGGCUACAGUUCUUGAGGCUGCUGAAAUUCGCCCCUCUCUGUCACGCAUUGACUCGUUGUCUCACCUUCACAGCUCAAACUGUCACCCAUCGUCAUUACCCUCCCUACUCCAUGGUUUUCCGCAGGUGUCAACUUCAUCUCUUCCUUCGUCUGAACAGCGCACUUUCCCUAAGCACGUGCGAAAAACUAGUUUCGAUCACACCGUCUCGCGUGAGGGAAUCCUGUAUGGCUUGACUGGUCGGCAUCAACUUAAUGGCAAGCCUUUGUCGCCGGACAGUCUCCUCGGUAUGAAGCGUCGGGCGGAUGCCCCACAUGCUGAGAGCCUACUGCGCGGUGACCCUGCACCUCUUGAUGCCGCUGAGCGCAUUCCGACACCACCCCCACCGCAACUGGACACGGAACAACUGAGGCGUAGCAGCCCAUUCCCCUCAAGCUCGUUUAAUUUCACGUUCCCUUCAUAUGAUACCUUCUUUGAUCUCUCCGGGGCUCCAACUACUUUUGCGUCUUCCAAUCUCUCCUCCUCGCUUCCUGCCUCGAAAGAUAGCCGACCUUCUGACGUCUCGUUCUCGGACGCUCUUCGCACACCCCUUACGGUGACCUACUCGCCUGCACAGACUCCAGCCGGUCUCUCUGCAGCUGCGGCAGCUGCAUCUGCAGCGGUGGCGGAGGGUUUCAGUGUUACGCACUUUGGCCACGAAGAUAAUAUUCUGGACUAUCAACACUUCGUAAACAUGAUGUAUCCAGGCCUUGAAGGCGCGUCCGGUGUCGGGCCAUUCACGCACGUCGACCCCACGCAGAUACUUCCUGUCGAUCACCCCGAGAGUGCCUUCCAGAGCUUCCAUCCGAGUCCUUCCAGCGACGGGUGGGGCAACGGCGUGAACUCCAGCUCCAACGCGUCGCCAGAGCCUUACAUUGGUUCUAAUGCCUCCACACCACCUUCAACUGAGAACGGAACCAGCGCGCGGCACCUACCGCGGAAGAUUGCUUCUUCGAAACGGGUAUUGCAAGAUGCUUCUUCACGUUCGGCUGCGGGUGCUGCACAGCGGAAGACGACUCCUGAUGUUGGCUCCGGUGGUUCAACCCAGCUGGCCAGAGGUGCAAGCGAUGAUAGCGAGCAACCGCCCACGGUUUGUACAAAUUGCCAGACGACAAAUACACCUCUCUGGCGGAGAGACCCGGAGGGUCAGCCGCUAUGUAAUGCGUGUGGUCUAUUCUAUAAGUUACAUGGUGUUGUUCGCCCACUGUCCCUCAAAACUGACGUCAUCAAGAAGCGCAACCGGGCAUCCGGGACCCCUCAUAGUGCAUCUCGAAAGGCGAACUCUAAUCUUCCCAAGAUUGCUUCAUCUACGAAUCGGCCGCGAGCUGCCACUACGAACACAAUGCCUUCCAGUUUAAAUGGGUCGAGGUUAUCUCCUACGAAUCGAACAGGUGGUGCGGCUGCGGGAAGUGCUUCCAUGAAGCGACAGCGACGGACUUCUGCUGGUGUCGAUACGCAAUAUUCGUCCACUCGCAAGCCGACGGUGCCGGUGAACGCUCUGCCACCCACCUACACCACCUAUUACACCAAUCUUUUCCCUGACACUCUGGCUUCACUCUUCAGGCAGCCCUCUCCGCGGUCGCCUUUACCGCCGUCGUCGUUUCCUGCAACCCUCCACCCUGUGGCCUCGAAAGACCUCAAUGUGACUCUACAGCGGCGCGUGUCACGCACUGACCUCGAUUUCGAGCAGGCGUUGCGCGCAGGUGGAACGGUGGUAUUGAAGGAGGGUCUUGAUGUUGACACGCUCGGUGCAGACAUAACCAACACAUCCAUAUCCCUCAGCCCGUUCUCGUCACCUUCACCGCCCGCGCACAGGUCGUACGCGGGUUUGCAGCCCGCGACGCCCACCAUAGUGCCCCCGACGCCGUCCCCGGUCGCGACCCACCGCGCCGCUGGAUCGUCUAAUUCUGCGAAUAACCCGAACAUUCCUUCACAAACCUCCCUCCUUUCUUCUCCGUCGAGCGACGUGUUCUACGACGCCGAGGAGCACGACUUCCAGACCAAGCGGAGAUCUAUGUACCGUUCGCCUGGGACCGCGAGCAGCCCGGAUCUUGCCACGCUCCUGCGGAAGGCGAAGGAGCGCAAUGCUGCUGGCAACAAAGAUGGAUUGAAGCCUACUGCAGCUUCACACGAUACCCUAGACAAAGGUGGUGCGCCAAAAUCCGGGGCUCGCCAACGCCCGUCGACUUCUUCAAACCGACCCGAGUCUCCUUCCUUCUCUCCUCAAUCCACUCCCGCACCCAAGGGAAAGUCAAGAGGCAGGCAGGGGCAAGGUAUGGACAACGGUGGCUCACCCAGCCCGGAUUGGGUGUGGACGAGUCCUCGUUCGCUGAGCUCUAUAAAGGACAAUGGCAAACCUGCCAAGUCCUCUGUAAGGGCUAAGACAUCUGCGUUUCUCGGGAAGAUGCUUGGUCAAUCCAGUACGCGAGAUAGAUCUCGUACAGUCACAUCAUCACCUUCAUCUGCCUCUAUUGUAUCAUACCCAACUUCCUCCUCGCUUUUCGAUGCGUUCACUCCUCCCGUACCUCCUAUUCCCGACAGGCAUAAAGUCACAUCACCUAUACCAGAUGCUUCUGAUGUAUUCAGUAGCCCUUCACAACCACCCAACGUGAAGAAAGGCUUACCUUCGCUGCCCAACGGCGACAGGUACGCCGAAACGGAAUCUUCUGUUGAUCAACCGUCUUUGAAGGUCUCUAACGGAUGGCGCUCUCGGUCACCGUCGCCAACUACAACGGUGAAAGGGAAAGUAUCAGCCUCGAAGCAUGCUCCAGCGUCAAGCCGAAGCAAGCGUCGAAGCAUGAGUGUCAGCGACGUCGAUCUGAAGAAGGUCAUGGCCAUGGCAGCGGGACCAUCUUCAGGUCGGGUCUCUGGCGAGACAAGGCGAGCUGACGGCGAUUUGGGGCUGGAUUUGAAUGGCAUCCUUUCAGAGUUCCAAGGCGAGCUUUCCCAGCUCGAUCCUAAUUCUGUCGCUUCACUCGAUCUCCGGGAUCCUUCGACGCCUUCAAGGCGACUUGGGCCACCAUCUCGCUCUCAAAGUACUCCUCAGUCUCCAGCUAUUCGACCUCCGCCCAAACCGGCUCUUUCGUUACCCCCACCAACAGUUAGACUCCGAUCCGCGUCAGGCGUCGAAGAGUCUCUAUUGAAUUCGGUAUUGUCAUAUUCUAACGACCCCCAUUCAACCGCAGAGGAAGCAAUUACUCCGUCUCGGAAUUCGCAAAACACUCCUUUACGUUCUCGUUCUGGCUCCAAUACCGCGGGUUCCCCGCGCAUAACAGCUCUGAAAUACGGGCCACGCUCACCUCCUUACCGGAAUGCAUCGUCGCCUCUUACUCACAAUCCUUCUGCGUCUCGAGAUUCAAGCCGUCUACGUGUGCAACAUCGCGCUACGGCUUCGACGUCUGAGCCGUCGCUCAUACCCUGUCGGGACGAUGGUAGAGUCUUCUCCACGCUUUCUGUGAGUUCUCAGCAGGACCUCACGAACAACGGGUUCGCUCGGCAAUCGCAUCCUUCUACUAAAGCCGAAGACUCGGCCGACCUCGAAGCCAGAGGGAAGGAACUGGCAUCGCGGUGUUGGGCGGAAGAUGAGGAUUUCCUGGCGAAGGACAAAAUUGCGGAAUGGCUCGGCGGACUGGGCCUUAUCAAUCGGAUUGCUUUGCGGCACUAUAUGGAUUUCUUCGAUUUCUCUAACCUUAGACUCGAUCUUGCUUUCAGGCGGUUUUGUGCCAAAUUGUACCUAAAGGGUGAGACCCAACAGGUCGAUCGCAUACUCACAGAGUUCGGUCGGCGCUAUUGGGACUGCAACCUUUCCAGCCUCUUUGGCAAUGCCAGUGUUGUUCAUGCUGUAACAUAUUCACUUUUGCUUUUGAACACUGAUCUACACGUCGCGGAGCUCACUUCGCGGAUGUCGCGCGGGCAGUUCGUGCGCAACACCCUGUCCGCCAUCCAGAUGCAGCUGCAGCCAAGCCAGGGCUCGAACCCCGACCUUUCGUAUGACGACUGGAGUAGUUUGCGCGCGGCAUCUGACGGCGGCGAGGCGGACGGGAGCACGAUACGCUCGCGUGCCAAGAGGAGCGACAGCAUCGCUAGCUGGAACAGUAUCCACCAUGAUAGCGCUUUAGCUGUCUCUCCUGUCUCAGGGAACUCGUCUGGACAGCUCGUCUCGCCCGCAGACACGGGAAGUCAGCCUUCUGCAAAUGAGAGCGUAGUUUCCGUAGCGCUGUCGAGGCAGGAGUCCAAAGCUCAGGAGCCGGCUGCUGCUGCUGCUACCACCGUGGUGCAUGAUCGCAAUUGGGAGAUAGAGCUAGAGAAUCUACUCAAGGAAAUGUACACCGCGGUCAAGAACCAGCAGAUCCUGCAGCCCGUUGGCAGCACGCUGCUGGCGCGGUCGUCGACCUCCUCGUUGAGCCCGCAUGGUGUGAUCACGCGGAAUCGGAGCCUGCGGACUACUCAGCCAGACCGGCUCGCGAACUUAAAACGUGGCAGCAUCCGCGGUCUCCAAUCUAUUCUUGGUGCACAGGCAGGGAUAUCUCCUUACAGCAGCAAUAGCAGCAUCGACGGCCGUGCAAGCCCAGCUCCUAGUUUUGCCACGUCAAACGAUGGCAUCGGCUCGACUGUAUCAUUCCUGACCCCCGCUAUGGGCUUCGCGUCCAACCUCUCGCACACCAUCAUCCGUGAAGACAAGGAGGACGACAGCCACAGCAUGCGCAGCGCCCGCUCGAAUUCGACGGACAUCAGCAUCACCGACGAGGAGCUCGCGCUGCUCGGCCCGCCGUGGGCGAAGGAGGGCAUGCUCUGCCGCAAGCAAUACUGGGACUCGACGGGGAAGCGCGCCAAGUCCAAGGCGUGGCUUGACGUCUUCGUUGUCAUCCAGAAGGGCGAGCUGAGUAUGUUCACCUUUGGUGACCACGGCGGCGGCGGCACCGGCGUCGUCGGCGGUGGCAAUUGGUUGGAAAAUGCCGAGCCCGUCGGGAACGUGCUGCUCGCCCACUCGCUCGCGCAUGCCCUGCCACCUCCGGGGUACAACAGGCAGCGCCCGCAUUGCAUGGUGCUGACGCUGGCCAGUGGGGGCGUGUAUUUUUUCCAAGCGGGCACCGAUGAGCUCGUUAACGAGUGGGUAUCGACGUGCAACUACUGGGCGGCGAGGCAGAGCAAGGAGCCGCUCGCCGGGGGCGUGUCUAACAUGGAGUAUGGAUGGAACCGCGUGAUGGACCCGCUCACGCGGAUGCGCUCCAUCUCCGAGGACAACUUCUCCGUGCGGGAGCAGGAGAACUCGGACGGGGUGAGCGUGCGCAGCGGGCGGAGCCGGUUCAAGGACCUCGCUGCGACGGUGCGGGCGGACAAGUCGCCAUGGGCGGACAGAACGUUCAUCAACGACUGGAACCCGCCUUUACCGCCGACGGUGCCGAGUAACCACGACGAGGAGACGCAGAUGGAGGCGCUGCAGAAGCACGUGGCAUCGCUGAAGGAGCACCUGAAGGACCACAACGAGCUGCGGGGGCCCAUGACCAAUUUGUACCAGCCGCGCUCUUCCAAUGCGGCGAAGGCGUUGUCGAACUGGGAGAAGCGGUCGCAGUACCUGCUCACGGAGAUUGUCAAAUACGAGUCGUACAUCGACUCGCUGCAAGCUGCGAUGACGCUACGGCUGAAAAGGCGUGGGGAGAAGGCGCUGGAGAGGGCGCUGGUGGUGUCGAGCCCGACGGAGGACGAGACCGUGGAGGGCGCUGCGAAGGGCCGGUGGAAGGGGCACCCAGAGGAGGAGACGAUUGCGGAAGACGAGGAGCCUCCUGCGAGUGCUGGACUGCAGCCGUCGCCGGGACAUAGGCACCGACGUGAGCUCGCUGAAGUGGGGGUUGGUGAGUAG
This is a messenger RNA of Sparassis crispa, 7815 nucleotides long. RefSeq names its product PH and SEC7 domain-containing protein. Gene Ontology annotation, biological process: regulation of ARF protein signal transduction; positive regulation of transcription by RNA polymerase II; negative regulation of transcription by RNA polymerase II. Gene Ontology annotation, molecular function: DNA-binding transcription factor activity, RNA polymerase II-specific; RNA polymerase II cis-regulatory region sequence-specific DNA binding; guanyl-nucleotide exchange factor activity. The transcript is spliced from 17 exons. Lineage: Eukaryota; Fungi; Basidiomycota; Agaricomycetes; Polyporales; Sparassidaceae. The record is from RefSeq and is a predicted model, not a curated record. The coding region runs from base 1 to 7815 and encodes 2604 amino acids.